UUAUAUUUAAUAUGGAAUUAAAUAUCUAAAGAAGAAUAAAUCUCUAUCUAGUAUAUCAAAAAAGAAUUCAAAUUAAGUGUGAAAAAUGAAUCCUUUUAUUCGACUAAGUUUAAUAGUCACUUGCCUUUUAUUAGGCGUUGUUGGUCAAUAUGAAUGGCAAUCAAGAGAUCCAUUUGAUGAAAUUCGAUUUAGGAUAGACAAAGUUAAUGCAGAUAAUUGUCCAAUACAAUAUCUUGGUGAUUUGUAUUUACCAGAGGAUUCAGUAUCACAUUUGCCAGAUAUAAAAGAUAUUAAUAUUAAUCCUGUGUUUCCAAAUAGAACAGCUUUGUUACAUUUACACAACAUGGCAUUGAGCAGAUCUUUUUUUUGGAGUUAUAUACUUCAAUCUAGAUUUAUAAGACCAGCCAUCAAUGACACUUACGAUCCAGGCAUGAUGUAUUAUAUUUUAUCAACGGUUGCUGAUGUAUCUUCUAAUCCUUAUAUAAAUGCUUCCGCUAUAUAUUUUGCACCAAAUACUUCAUAUACUCCAUCGUACAGAGGAUUCUUUAAUAAAACCAUGCCAAGGUUUGCACCGAGAACUUUCAGAGCGGAUGAUUUUAAUGAUCCUAUACAUUUGGAAAGAAUAUCUACACGUAAUACUUUUACCGUACAAGAUCUUGGUGCAUUUCCUAGUGAUACUCUUAGCAAAGAUUAUACAACUGAUUACUAUAGGAUAAAUGAAUGGUACAAAAAGUGGUUACCUGAUAACGUAGUAAAGAGACAUGAUACUAAAGCUACCUACCAAGUUGAAAUUCGUUAUGCUAAUAAUACUAAUGAAACUUUUACAUUUCAUGGACCUCCAGGUGCCGAUGAAUACCCUGGUCCUGUGAAAUGGACUAGACCUUACUUUGAUUGCGAAAGAUCCAACCGUUGGCUUGUAGCUGCUGUAGCACCAGUUGCAGAUGUAUAUCCACGACAUACAGGAUUUAGACAUAUCGAAUAUCCAAAAUAUACUGCUGUAUCUGUAUUAGAAAUGGAUUUUGACAGAAUAGAUAUAAAUCAAUGUCCAAGGGGUAAAGGAAAUAAUGGGCCGAACAGAUUUGCAAAUACUGCACGAUGUAAAACGGAUACUACAGAGUGUGAACCAUUGCAUGGAUGGGGAUUUCGAAGAGGUGGUUAUCAAUGUAGAUGUAAGCCAGGUUUUAGAUUACCGACUGUUGUACGCCGACCGUAUCUUGGAGAAAUAAUUGAAAGAGCAACUCAAGAACAAUAUUAUAAUGGAUUUGAUUGUAGUAAAAUAGGAUGGAUUCAAAAAAUGCCAGUGGAAUGGAAAAAAGCACCAUAUUAUAUUAGAGAAAAAUAUCUUGAACAGUAUUAUCAGUAUAGGAAUUUAACAGCAGAGCCGGACUAUUCAAAUCCGGCAAAAAUGAAUAUCUAUGAAACAUUAAAGUUCAUUAACAGUAUAAAUGCAAGAACAUGUAAAAAUUAUACGGCAGAUGAUUUAGUCUUGGACGGUGAUAUUGGUUUUGGUGCGGAAGAGUUCUUUGAAAAUGAAGCAAAAAUGGCAACAAGACUUUCCAAUUUUAUUAGUGCAUUUCUACAAAUAUCCGAUACGCAUGAAGUUUAUUCUGGUAAAAGGGUACCGGAUAAACCUCUUACGGAAGAUCAGAUGUUCGGCGAAACACUGGCUUUAAUUCUUGGAGAUACCAAAAUUUGGUCAGCAGGAACAUUCUGGGAUAGAAAUAAAUUUACUAAUAGGACAUAUUUUGCACCUUUGGCUUAUAAAACUGAGCUUAAUACGCGAAAGUUUAAACUUGAAGAUUUGGCUAGAUUAAAUGACACUGAUGAAGUUUACACUAGAAAAAAUUAUUUCAAAUUUUUGAAACAAAGAUGGGCAGCCAAUUUCGAUGAUUUAGAGAAAUAUUUUAUGAAAAUAAAAAUUAGAUACAACGAAACUGGCGAAUAUCUUAAACAAUAUGAACGUUAUCCAAAUCAUUAUCGAGCAGCAAAUCUGAAUCAUGGUUACUGGACAGUUCCAUACUUCGAUUGUGAUGGUAAAGUGAAAAAAUGGAUAAUUACUUAUGCAUCUCCAUUCUUCGGUUGGGACAGUUUAAGACAAAAAUUAGAAUUUAAAGGUGUGGUUGCUGUUACUAUGGAUUUACUUCAAUUGGAUAUCAAUCAAUGCGAUGAUAAAUUUUAUCGUCCGAAUGCAUUUAAACAUACACAUAAAUGUGAUAGAAAAACGUCAUAUUGUGUGCCUAUCCUUGGUCGAGGUUUUGAAACAGGUGGAUAUAAAUGUGAAUGCAAACAAGGAUUUGAAUAUCCUUUUGAAGAUUAUAUUACAUACUAUGAUGGGCAGCUAGUAGAAGCAGAGUUCAGUAAUAUUGUCGAUGACAAAGAAACAAGGUACGAUAUGUUCAAAUGCCGUAUAGCUGGUGCAUCUUCAAUCCAAGCAAGUUGGGUUAUCAUUUUGUCAUUACUAAUAGUAAUUAAUCCAUUGCUUAGAAGAUAAAAUGAAAUUUUUAUUUACGUUACGUUAAAUCAUUCCUUUUUUAACUAAUUUAAUGUUACUUAUGUUACAUGGGUAUUUUAAUAUGUGCCGUCCAUUUUUUUGAAAUCUUUUUAAAAGUUAUUAUUGACAUAAUAAUUAUAGGAUAGAUAUAAUAUAGACAUCACACGUUGCCGUCC
Polistes dominula (European paper wasp) is the source of this 2667-nucleotide messenger RNA. RefSeq lists its product as uncharacterized. NCBI's taxonomy places the organism in Eukaryota, Metazoa, Arthropoda, Insecta, Hymenoptera, Vespidae. The record is from RefSeq and is a predicted model, not a curated record.